AUGGCUCUCUUCCACCCAACAUGUUUCAUGCCCUCCCCAAUCUCCAAUUUUGUGCGACCAAUCCCCACUUCCAUAACAAAUGCAUCAUCUCCCAUUACAAUAUUUGAUCUCGGUCAAAACUAUUUUGUUGGACAAGUUCCAACUCUAGGAUGGCUAAAUGAUCUACUAUUGCUAAGUUUGGAAUACAACUAUUUAGGUGACAAUUCAACAAAGGAUUUGGAGUUUUUAAAAUCUUUGACAAAUUGUACUAAGUUGCAAGUGCUUUCUAUAAACAAUAACAAUUUUGGAGGCAACUUGCCAAAUUUCAUAGGCAAUUUAUCCACUGAACUUAUUGAGCUAUAUGUUGGGUAUAAUCAGAUAUCAGGAAAAAUUCCUGCAGAAUUAGGCAAUUUAAUUGGCUUAACUCUAUUGGGAAUGGAACAAAACCACUUUGAAGGAAUUAUCCCAGCUGCUUUUGAAAAGUUCCAAAAGAUGCAAGAUUUAACAUUGAAUAGAAACAAGUUGUUAGGAGAUAUACCACACUUUAUAGGCAAUUUCAGCCAAUUGUAUUGGCUGGAUUUACAUCAUAAUAUGUUUGAAGGAAGUAUUCCUCCAAGCAUAGGAAACUGCCAACAUCUACAAUAUCUAAAUCUAGCUCAAAAUAAGCUUAGAGGAAUCAUACCCUUAGAGAUUUUUAAUCUUUUUUCCUUAUCAAUUUUAUUGGAGUUGUCACAUAAUUUUUUGAGCGGUAGCUUGCCAAGAGAAGUUGGCAUGCUAAAAAAUAUUGGUAAGCUAGAUGUUUCUGAAAAUAAUCUGUUUGGUGAUAUUCCUAUCAUUGGUGAAUGCGUAAGCUUGGAAUACCUUCAUUUGCAAGGGAACUCCUUCAAUGGAACAAUACCAUCCUCUUUGGCUUCGCUCAAAGGUCUUUUAUAUUUAGACCUUUCCAGAAAUCAAUUUUAUGGAUCAAUUCCAAAUGUCAUACAGAAUAUCUCUGGUUUAAAACACUUGAAUGUUUCUUUUAACAUGUUGGAAGGGGAGGUACCAACAAACGGUGUCUUUGGAAAUGUAACAUGUAACAAUGAUUGGAAACAAUAA
Medicago truncatula (barrel medic) is the source of this 1074-nucleotide messenger RNA. RefSeq names its product probable LRR receptor-like serine/threonine-protein kinase At3g47570. Bases 1 to 1074 code for a protein of 357 amino acids. The transcript has a single exon. The record is from RefSeq and is a predicted model, not a curated record. Gene Ontology annotation, molecular function: protein binding. Lineage: Eukaryota; Viridiplantae; Streptophyta; Magnoliopsida; Fabales; Fabaceae.